Amphiprion ocellaris (clown anemonefish) is the source of this 5312-nucleotide messenger RNA. Its product is annotated as calcitonin gene-related peptide type 1 receptor-like. The coding region runs from base 231 to 1730 and encodes 499 amino acids. Gene Ontology annotation, biological process: angiogenesis; adenylate cyclase-activating G protein-coupled receptor signaling pathway; cell surface receptor signaling pathway. Gene Ontology annotation, molecular function: calcitonin gene-related peptide receptor activity; calcitonin receptor activity; adrenomedullin receptor activity. The transcript has 14 exons. Lineage: Eukaryota; Metazoa; Chordata; Actinopteri; Pomacentridae. The record is from RefSeq and is a predicted model, not a curated record. Gene Ontology annotation, cellular component: plasma membrane.
CCAGCUUGACUGCUGCUGCUCAGUGGUCUGGAUCAGUUAGUGUUGACAGGAAGGCAGCAUGAGUCACUUCUCUGCUCGGAUCAUGCAAGUAUGGGAAUAUUUGGAGGAAAAGACAGUUUGACAGCUCUCUCAACAAAAAGCUCGACAUCCGUACAUCUGGUCUGCUUCAGAAUCAUUGGGCACGUUGCUGGUGACCCAAGGAAGUGCAGUGACAAGUUUAAAGCAGAGACAUGUGGAGGACCCUGACACUGUCACUGUUACUUGCACUGGCAUUGGGCACAGAGGUGUCCCAGUGUCAGGAUGUGGAGUCCCUAGUGGACGUGGAGAUGGCAGUGGAAGAACAGCAAGAGAACUUCAGCGACAUAUCUACUGUUCUAGGAAAUUCAAGACGCCAGAUCCUGGCUUCUCAGUUUGAGUGCUACCUGAAGAUAAUCCGUGACCCACCACGAAACGAAGAAGGCACUUACUGUAAUCGUACAUGGGACGGAUGGCUGUGCUGGGGAGAUUCAGCCCCAGGAACCGUCAUGCAGAUGUGUCCUGAAUACUAUCACGACUUUGACCCUGAGGAGAAGGUUACCAAAGUGUGUAAUCCUGAUGGUCAAUGGUUCCGUCACCCAGAGAGCAACAGAGUCUGGUCUAACUACACCCAGUGUCAGGCUUACACUGCAGACAAACGCAAGUUUGCCCUCAGUCUCUACUACCUGGCUAUGGUGGGUCAUGGUCUUUCCAUUGCCUCCUUAAUCAUCAGUCUGAUCAUCUUCUCCUAUUUCAAGAGUCUCAGCUGCCAAAGAAUCUCCCUCCACAAGAACAUGUUUCUCUCCUUCAUCUUAAACUCCAUAGUGACUAUGAUGUGGCUCUGGCUCAAUGUGGCCAAUAACCAGGCCAUAAGUGCCAGCAACCCUGUGAGCUGUAAGAUCCUGUCUGUGCUGACUCAGUAUACGACUACUUCCAACUACUUCUGGAUGCUGUGUCAAGGCAUCUACCUCCACACACUCAUCAUAGUGGCCGUCUUUGUUGGGGAACAGCAGCUCUUCUGGUACUACAUCCUGGGAUGGGGUUUUCCCAUUGUUCCUGCCAUCACGUAUGCUGUGGCUCGUGGGCUCUUCUUUAAUGACAAGUGUUGGUUCAGCGCACACACUGACCUGCUCUACAUCAUUCAUGGCCCAAUUCAAGCUGUACUGCUAGUGAACUUUUUCUUCCUCCUGAAUAUCGUCCGGGUUCUGAUCACCAAGCUGAAGGAGACGCACUGCGCUGAGUCCACAGCCUACAUGAAGGCAGUGAGAGCCACCCUCAUCCUCAUCCCUCUGCUCGGAGUCCAGUAUAUCCUUAUCCCCCUGAGGCCUGAAGGACACAUCAGCCGGGCCAUCUAUGUUUUCAUUAUAAACAUCUUCUCCCACUACCAGGGACUCCUGGUGGCAAUUAUAUUCUGUUUCUGCAAUGGUGAGGCCCAAACAGCACUGCAGAGGAAGUGGGCUCAGUGGAAGUCUGCUUGGGGAGAAACACCGAUCACCAACAACCACUUCAACUACCACACCAACUCUUCCAUCACUGAAACCAGCCGUGCCACCAUCAGCUUAGAGCAGCCUCCUGCUGUGCUUCUUGAACGGAGAGAAAACAGCAACUGCCUGCCCAUGGUGCAGCAGAAAGCCAACGGGCAGGAAAAGAAAGGAAGCACAUGCACCAACGGGGAAGUGGACAUGCUCAACAUGCAGCAGGCCACCGACAUCUGACUGGAUGCAGCGCAGAGGUGACAGUUGCAGUGCCACACACACACACACACACACACACACACACGCACACACACACACACAUAGAUACUGAUGACUAACAAACAUAGAGAUUGUAAGUGCAUUUAAAGAGUGAAGGUCAACUGACUGGGUUUUGUAUGUAUGUAUAUAAUGUCUGAAGAGCACUUAGAAAGCAUGUGGUGUUUCACAUACAAUCACACGCGUUUUUACAGAAAAAGCUCCAAUUUUUGGACUUGUAAGGACUAAGGGGAAAAUGUAUUCAUCCUCAUGGUGCCAUCUCGUAACCCUCAUGUAAUAAUGUGUUCUGUUCCUUCUUUUUAGUCAACUCAUGUAACUCAGUUAUUGUUUGUUUUUUGUAGUCUUUUUUUUUUAUUAUUAUUAUGAGUGUCCUGUCUGAAUUGAGAAAGGUGCAACUCCCAAACCUGACAUUAAGAUACCAUCAAUGUGUUGCCUUAUGGAGCCUGUACAUGCUUUACUCAAGCUAACUGGUGACCAAUGAAUGUCAGAUUUCAUCGCACAUGCUCUUUUAUAUGAUUUAUUUAAGAAAGAUAAGAUCAUCAUCACUGGUAUGCAGAACCCAGCAUCCUCAGCUAAGUUUCAUCUAGCCUUCACUGACAGAAUCAUUCAGAUAUGGAUUCUGAUUUUCUCAUGAAAUGUAUCAGAAAUAGCAUUGUGUAUGGUGGCCAGAAGCGCUUAAACAUACAUUAUCUUAUAGAGCAUAUGGAUUGAUAUCUAUAUAGCAUGCAUCAACUUUGCACUUCCUGAGCUUUUCCAUAAACUCCAGUUUCCACUGAUAUCCCUUAUUCCAAGUCUGAAGCACUUGUCUGUCUGUUAUUCACUGCUAAAUUGUGGAAGAAGUGCACUGUCUGUGGCCUAAUUUCAGGAGGAAAACCACUGCAGCUCUGAGUGGUGGUAUGACUAUGACUCAAUCUGUACCUCCUAAUUCCUGCAGCAACUGUAAAACAGCCCAAUCAGAUUUUUUAUUUCCUUUGGCAAUGCUUUUUUUUAGGUGAAGACAAACAGAAACAUGUCUGACACUAAGAAAGUUCUGGUGUUCACAGCUCAAUUUAUAACCAUGUUCAUGCAGUUAGAUCAAUUAGAAAUGGCGGUUGUUUAAAUUUUGUUUUAGUGAUCACGAGUUUUCCACCUUGUGUGACACUGAGCGGUCCAUGCGCAAAUAUUCCCCACUGCUUUGCCAUGAACAGAGGGGGAAAAGUCUUUUGUAUAACAGUCCCUCCAGGAAUUCGCGAUGUUGCGAUCGCGCAAAUUCACGCGAAUUCAACCAAUCUCCGCGAAUUCUGCGCAACCUUGCAAUUAUGUCCAAUCACCGCAACUUUUACGCAAUUUUGGCCCGCCUCCCAUGAUUUCCACCAAUCAUAGCAGUCCCCAGCACAAACGUAAUGCACGUACGUCACCGAAUUCACUUCCUCGUUUUGGUUUGAAGAUGCAGACGGGUCCCAUUCUAAUGUCUUUCAUUUACCAACAAAAAUUACUGCUGAAGACUGUGCAAAACAAUUAAUUCCCUGAUGUUCUUCACCAAAGCGGAAGUUAACUGUUUUACACAUGUGCAAUAUUGUGGUGGAAUACAAAAAAAAAAAAAAAAAAAAAAAUCAUCGAUUGAUAAACACUUCUCUACCACGGAAUAUAUUAGGAGAAUGGCUGAAACGAGCGGACCACAGACCAGACAGAUCACCGUGAUGGAAACUGUUGCAUCCAGAUUUGUUGGAUCACUGAAAGAAUGAAGGUAAGUUAGAGAAAUUACUCCAACAAGGAACGCGGUGGAGUUAUGUGACGAUCGGUGUAUGUGAAUCCUUCCUCUGUUAGCAAUAUUACUCAAAAACGGACUAAGGGAUUUGGAUGAAAUUUUCAGGGAAGGUCAGAAAUGACACAAGGACCAAGUGAUUCGAUUUUGGCAGUGAUGCAGCUUAAAGUCUGGAUCCACGGAUUUGUCAAGUAUUUCCCAUUGAGAUAGCAGCACGGCAUCUGAUAGCGGCAUGGUAACCAUGGCAACAAGUGAAUGCUGCCUCAGCAGCCUGCUGACGAUCACAUCAUUGCGAUGCUACUACAAAUCCACCACUGUAGACGUAUCGUAAAUGAUACAAGGAACAAGUGGUUAAAUUGUGGGGGUGUGUCUGAGUCCCAUCAAUUCUUGCCACCCGCAACAUGUUUAGGUCACGUGAUUCGGUAUGUACACAUGCAUAGCACACGCCUGUGUUCAUCGCAAGGUCAGGUAAUGAACAGUCUUGGUGAAGUACUGCGCUCUGAGUGCUUUUCUUGUUAAUUGAUGUGACAAGCCGUGAGCGCCUAUGUGUGAACAUGUGUGUGCCAGGAAGUGAAAUCAACUUUUGAAGCCACUGACAGAUAUAUCCAAAUGUGAUUCAUUCUAUAGUAAAUGAUCAUUUUGUGCCUUAACUCUACCAACCACUUCAUGUUAAACCAGCAUCUGGCUGCUGCUAAUUUCCCACCAUGGUAUACCAGCUUGUGUAAAUGGGUUAGAGCGUUAAGUAAUUAAUUUCGGAAUAAAUAUUGUCAGUUACAAUGCUGAAACAUGUUCUAAAAGCUGAAAAAAAUGCAACUUUUUAGCAACUGUCAGUGUCUCCCGCAAUUUCAUCGCAACAAAUAAGCUUAAAACAUCGCAACUUACAUCGCAGUUUUUUAGAAACGCUGCCGCGAAAUCAGGCAUUUUAGGUCGCAACAAUCUCGAAAAACGCCGCGAAAUCCUGGAGGGACUGGUUUAACGACGUGAAUGUUAUUGUAGUACAACAGGAGAUCUUAAUCUUAAGUGAAGCUUCAAUACACUGAAAACUGAAAUGAAUGAAUAUUAGAAUGAGACAAGGGUACAGAAUUCCAUUUUACAAUGUGUCAAAUGAAAAUGUUGCAGACAGAACAAGAUUGUGUCAAAUUACUGUCAGAAUUAUUAGAGAUGAUUGUCUUCUCUAUGUCUUAAUACCCCCCCUCCAGUCAACUUGGGAAGGAGACGGUUUCAAAGGUUUGUUGUGUCUUUGUUGGUGGUGUUCAUAUUGCUUUCUGUGUUGUUGUGGAUAUUUUAUGUUUUAUGACUUGCAUUAUUGUUACAAUACGUUUUUUUCAAAUGCACGAAUAUAUUUUACUGCUACUUCACUUCAGUUUUUUCCACUGCACAUGUACCGUUCUGUACGAACACAAACAGUUUCAGAGUCUUAUUUCUGAGAGUGAGCUGUGAGCAGAUGUGUUCUGGUGUUUUAUUCCAGGAUGCAUCCAUUCACAGCAUGCUUGAAAGUCAAAUAUUUAAGUGUGGAUAUUGUGGGGUACACUGAUGCAUGGUGAAGAAAACACAACCGUGGUAAGAAAACAACUGAGUAUGAGAAGACUGUGUGAAAGAGCAGUAUUUCUGCACAGGGAGCCCGUCCUGUACACUUCGGCUGAUGCUGCCCAGUAGAGAAACAGCUGUCGUGGACAUAGUUGGAAAGAAAUUUGAGAAACAUUCCAAUAAAUAUUUAAAGAAAAGCACAAUUGAAGCAUAUUACUGUGUUUAUAUUUUUCACACUGCCAUAUACGCAUGGAAAUAAAGUUGUCUGAUCAUCA